AUGCGAUCGCUUGAGACUCUAGAUGUAACAACAGAUAUGUGUGCGGCGAUGUUAUUUCCGUUGGUAGAAUCUGCGCUGCCAGAAGAAACUUUGCGAACGUGGCAACGAAUAAUGAUAUCGUCAACGCUGCAAACAGAUGCAUCUAGUAUAAAUCGCACAGCCAAGGAUCGUCUUAUUAAUUUGAUGUCUUUUCUAGGAAGAGAGAUUGAGAACGAAGAGCGUAUCCUAAUGGCUAAGACAUGUUUCGAGAGUAGCGAUACCCAGGCAUCUAAAGAUAAAGAUAAGAAGAGAAUGAGAUGCGAUCAAGGUCAAGGAGUAGCUACAGCAGCUGGUUUAUUAUCCGUGAAAGAAUCCAAGGCACAACCAUGUUUGUUCUGUGGAGAGAAACAUGAUAGUUCGAGUUGUGAAAAGGCGAAAGGCAUGGAUAUGGACGAGAGAUCUAAGGUCGUUAAAGAAAAAAAUGGCUGUUUCAAAUGUCUAAAGGUAGGACAUAGCUAUAAGAAAUGUUACAGCAAAGAAAAAUGUCCCUGGUGCAGUAAAGGACACUGCCUUUUGAUGUGCCGAAAUCUUUCGAGUAAUAGCGGCCAGAAAUCGGUUGAUGAGAAGCCCAACGGUUCAAAAUUCAACGAGGGAAAUAGUUGUUUGGCUAAUAUUUCAAGUGCCAAAAUAUUUUUACCUAUACUAAAGAUCAGGAUGCGUGGACCGAGAGAAAGUAUAUCUGUUCGUGCCAUUAUAGAUACAGGCUCACACAGAUCUUACAUUUUGAAGAGGUUAGCAAGGGAUCUAGGAUACGAAGCAGAAGGUGAGCAAACGAUGGUACAUUUACUUUUUGGAGGAACGAAGACUAAGCCUCAAAAACACAAAAGCUAUCGGAUCCACAUUGGUAACUUGGAAGGAACGUAUAAGUGUGAUUUUAUAGCCUUACAACAAGACACUAUUUGCCAAGAUGUUCCCAACAUAGGCACCGGCUUGUGGACGGAGGUGCUUAAAGAGAAGAAUGUCCAUCUAAGCGACACCGGUGAAAGUAGAGAGUCUAUUUCUUUGUUGAUCGGAGCGGACGUUGCGGGCAAGCUAUUUACAGGCAAAAUCAUACAACUGAACCAAGGAGCAACGGCUAUCGAGACGAAGCUUGGAUGGACGAUUUUAGGCAGAAAUUCAGAAGAAAGUAGUGACACAGACACUACGCUGAUGGUCGUCUCCAUGUUUUCUCAAGAGGCCAGCGUGUCAGAUUUAUGGAAACUAGACACGUUAGGAAUUACUGACCCGAUCGAGAGCAUAAGUAAAGAGGCACGACAAGAAGAAAUUAAGGCAUUGCUUCAAGAGACAACAAAGAUUACCGAAGAAGGACGUUUCGAAGUCAUCUUACCCUGGAAGGAUAAUCAUCCGCCCUUGCAAGAUAACAGGGACAUGGCUAAAAGAAGAUUGGAUGUCGUCACGAAGAAAUUGAAACAAGAAAACUUAUUCGACGAUUACAAUACAAUCUUCAGCAACUGGCUCGAGGAGGGUAUUAUAGAAAAAGUACCUGUGCAUGAAGUUGACAGAGAGAGUUACUACCUUCCGCAUCGACCAGUUGUCAAGAGAGAAGGAACCACUAGGAUUCGACCCGUUUUCGAUGCCUCGGCCAAGAAGAAGGAAACGCCGUCGCUCAACCAGUGUUUAGAAACGGGACCCAAUCUUAUUGAGCUUGUUCCAGCAUUGCUGCAUCGAUUCAGAGAAAAGAGGAUAGGAGUAACAGCAGAUAUUGCUAAAGCCUUUUUACAAAUUAGCGUUUCUCCAUCAGAUAGAGAUGUCCUAAGGUUUUUGUGGUGGGAUACUAACGGCGAAAUCGAGACUUAUCGUCAUCGUCGGGUUGUUUUCGGAAUAACUAGCAGCCCUUUCCUUCUAGGAGCCACCAUAAAAUUACUCAUUGAGAAUACGUUAAAUUCUACUGUUUCGACACACGAGAAAUUAAUUUACAAGAAAUUGCUAAGAUCCUUUUACGUUGACGAUUGCAUCACCAGUGUCGAUUCUUACGAGGACUUCGAGAUUUUUCAGAGAGAAGCAAGUUCCGUUUUGGAUAAAGCAAGAUUCGACUUAAGAGACUGGAAGUACACAGGCCUGAGAUGCAAGACUCGAUCGACAGUACUUGGACUAAUAUGGAAUACUGAAGAGGAUACUCUUUCGUUGUCGGGUUUCCCCCUACAACCCACCGCAGAAAGGAUAACGAAGAAAAUUGUUUUAUCGCACGUGCAGAAGGUUUUUGACCCAUUAGGAGUGAUCUGUCCUGUGUUGAUGAAAGCAAAACUACUGCUACAGCGCCUUUGGAGCGAAGGUUUAAAUUGGGACGCGGAAAUUGAUCCGGAUAGAAAAAAGGAGUUCUUGGAUUGGGCGCAGCAGCUGGAUCUUCUCCGAAUCUUGAGGUUCCCACGCUGGAUUUUCGGUGAGAUAAGAAAUACAGAUACAUUGUCCCUGCAUAUGUUCGUAGAUGCAAGCAAAGAUGCAUAUGCCGCUGUUCUUUUCGUGCGUAUCGAAUCAGACACGGAAGUCAAGGUUCAUCUAGUGGAAGCUAAAUCGAGAAUAGCACCCAAAAGCAAGAAAACGAUACCGCGUCUCGAAUUACUGGCUGCUUCCAUUGGAGCGCGGAUGAUGCAUUCUUUCGACAAGGCAAUGGAUUAUCGAGAUAUUAAAAGAUAUUUUUGGAGCGAUUCGACUACUGUUCUAGCAUGGAUACGACAGACAAAGCAAUGGGCGGUAUUCGUGUGGAAUCGCGUUCAAGAAAUAAGAAGUAUCACAAAUGUCGAGUCUUGGAGAUAUGUGCCGGGGGUUAUGAAUCCUGCGGAUUUAUCUUCACGAGGAUGUGAUGCCAAGAAAUUACUCGAGUCAAGAUGGUGGGAGGGGCCCGAAUGGCUAAAGCUGCCCCCGGAAGAAUGGCCGAAGGAUGAAUUUAUAGAAGCCUUCAGAAGAUUUAUAGCCAGACGAGGAAGGCCUUCUGUAGUCUAUAGCGAUAAUGGCAGAAAUUUCGUAGGACUAGCGAAUUUACUACGAAAAAUUAAUUGGCAGAAAAUUCAGCGAUAUUGCUCUCUUAGCCAAAUCGAAUGGAAUUUCAAUCCACCUUCAGCUGCUUGGUGGGGAGGAUGGUGGGAGCGCCUCAUCCGCAUCCUCAAGGAUUUGCUAAGGAGAACGCUGAGGAGAACUUCGUUGAGUUACGAAGAGAUGAACACGGUCUUGUGCAACUGUGAAGCUGUUAUGAAUUCAAGACCGCUUACUUACAUGACAGAAGAGAGUACUGAGACCAUGGCAAUCACUCCAGACAUGUUCAUUAGAGACGUCAAGGAAGCUGGCGCUCCCGAUUUGGACCAGAUCAGCAAGACAAACUUUGCAAAACGAAUCCGUUAUCGCCAAAGUCUAAAGGAAGAAUUGAGAAGGCGUUUUCGCAUCCAGUAUCUAGGACAAUUAUCCAGACGGACGAAAUGCAAGAGCAGUUUCACGCAGGUUGCAGUGGGCGACGUAGUACUAGUCGGAAACGACAUCCAAAGACGUUUGGAUUGGCCGCUGGCAAUAGUCAAAGAAGUCCUUCCUGGAAAGGACGGACAUACCAGAGUUGUGAGACUGAAAACGGAAAAGGGAGAAUUAAUUCGCCCAAUACAAAGACUGAUCCCGUUGGAGGUGGAUCAUCACGCGGAAAAAGCUAGCAGAGUCCGUAAGUCAAUCAAAGCUUCGCCUCAGGAUGAAGAGAGUCCGGAGUCUGCCCCGCAGAAGAAGCAGGAGUCGGUCAUCGAGGAGAAGCCGGAGUCUGUUCCUACAGAAGAAACGGGUCUAAGAACUCGGAGCGGACGACUUAUUAAGAAGCCAGAACGAUUUGAAGCCUAG
Molecule: messenger RNA, 3849 nt
Organism: Trachymyrmex septentrionalis
Lineage: Eukaryota; Metazoa; Arthropoda; Insecta; Hymenoptera; Formicidae
Exons: 3
Coding region: 1-3849 (1282 amino acids)
Biological process (GO): DNA integration
Molecular function (GO): nucleic acid binding
Source: RefSeq, a predicted model, not a curated record